Penicillium expansum is the source of this 723-nucleotide messenger RNA. Its product is annotated as alpha/beta hydrolase. Bases 1 to 723 code for a protein of 240 amino acids. Lineage: Eukaryota; Fungi; Ascomycota; Eurotiomycetes; Eurotiales; Aspergillaceae. The record is from RefSeq and is a predicted model, not a curated record. Gene Ontology annotation, cellular component: cytoplasm; nucleus. The transcript has 2 exons.
AUGAAGAUCCUAAUGAUCCACGGAUCCCGCCAAUCGGGCGAACUUUUCCGAGCAAAACUCCAGGCCUUAGAAAAACUGAUACACCGAGCUGUCGGCCCUCUCCAGGCCGACGGAGUUGAACUGGUGUACCCAACAGCUCCCUUCGCGGUAAAGCUCCCCUCCAGCGGCACGUCCGAACUACGCAAUCGGCACGGUGCAUGGAACUGGUUUGACUCCGAAUCCAUCGACGGACUUUAUCCCGGGCUGGAAGGCGGCCUGGAGUCUAUUGCGUCUAUUCUCAAGGAUUCCGGACCGUUCGAUGGGAUAGUUGGCUUUAGUCAGGGGGCCGCUGCGGCCGCUAUGGUCGCCUCGCUUCUAGAAGAGAAUCGAAAAGAUGCAUUUGUCCGAUUGGAAGCGGAGGCUGGGAUUCCAUAUCCCGCUUGCUUCGCCACACUUGAACACCCGCCGCUCAAGUUCGUGGUAAGUAUUUCGGGUUAUGUUGCCUCUCAUCCGGCUUACCAUGCUUUCUAUAACCCCGUCAUUCGGACGCCAGUGCUGCAUUUUCUGGGGAGUAUGGAUACCGUGGUGGAUGAGAGUGCAUCGAUGAGGUUGGUGGAAAGCUGUCAGGAGUUUGGGGACGGGAAGAAUCAGACCGUUAUAUGGCAUACGGGUGGACAUGUGGUUCCAAGUGGAAAGCGAGAAUUCGCUGCCGUUGCACAUUUCAUCAAGUCCAACGCGACCUGA